GGCCGAGCUUCGUGUCAAGCAAGGAAUUUGAUUAUGACUUCCAUAGCAAGAGAUACCUUGUGGACAACUGCUGUUUAGAACAUAUUCACACAAUAUGUGUGCACGGCGAUUGAUGUUACUGUCAAAGCGAGUAUAGGUUGCCAUUCAAUCUCUGUCGAAAUGAUACGGACACUAAACAGCGCGUCAUUUGCUGCCUUAUUUGCAACGGUGCCAAAGUCCGCGACAUGCAGAACAGCUAGAAUACACAGUACAUAUGAUGUGGCUGUGGUGGGUGGAGGCAUCGUGGGCCUGGCCUCAGCCAGAGAGCUCAUCCUCAGACACCCCACGCUUAGCUUCAUUCUGCUGGAGAAGGAGAAGGACCUGGCCAUCCACCAAAGCGGCCACAACAGUGGUGUGAUCCACAGUGGGAUUUACUAUACCCCCGGGUCUCUGAAGGCUCGUCUCUGUGGCAAAGGGGCCACUAUGGCCUACGAAUACCUGGACAAGAAAGGACUCCCCUAUAAGAGGUGUGGAAAGCUGAUCGUCGCUGUGGAGCGAGAGGAGAUUCCCAGGCUCAAAGCGCUGUACGAGCGAGGACAGAAGAACAACGUGCGUGACCUCACCAUGAUAGACGCCAAGGGGAUCCGAGAGAGAGAGCCCUACUGCAGGGGUCUGAUGGCCCUGGACUCUCCUUACACUGGCAUCGUGGACUGGAGGCUGGUGUCACUGGCAUAUGGCAAGGACUUCCAGGAGGCAGGAGGGACCGUGGUUACUGAAUAUGAGGCUAGUGACAUGGCCAUGGUGAAGGAAAGCCCCGCUGGUAUCACUGACGGAAUGAAAUAUCCCAUCGCUAUCAGAGAUUCAAAGGGUACGGAGGUAAGGUGUCGGUAUGUGCUGACCUGUGGUGGUCUGUACUCUGACCGCCUCGCUCAGAUCUCUGGCUGCAGUCCAGACCCUCGCAUUAUCCCCUUCAGAGGAGAUUACCUGGUCCUGAAGCCUGAGAAACACUACCUGGUCCGGGGCAACAUCUACCCCGUUCCUGACCCUAGGUUCCCCUUCCUGGGGGUCCACUUCACCCCGCGGAUGGACGGCAGUGUUUGGCUGGGUCCCAACGCCGUCCUGGCCUUUAAACGAGAGGGAUACAAGCUGUACGACUUCGAUGCCCGGGACUUUGGAGAUGCACUUUCAUUCAGAGGUCUGCAGAAACUGGUGAUGAAUAACCUAGUGUAUGGUGUUGGAGAGAUGUACAGAGGGGUGUUCAUCGGAGCUCAGGUCAAGAUCUUAAAGAAGUUUAUCCCAGAGCUCUCUCUAAGCGACGUACUCAGGGGUCCAGCAGGGGUGAGGGCCCAGGCUCUGGACCGCGAUGGGAACCUGGUAGAUGACUUUGUGUUUGACGUUGGUGUCGGGGAUGUGGGCAGCAGGGUCCUCCAUGUGCGCAACGCUCCCUCGCCCGCCGCCACCUCUUCCCUGGCCAUAGCAGAGAUGGUAGCAGACGAGGUGGAGAGACGUUUCAGCCUCUAAAAACUCUAGAGGCACUCUUCGGAUACUUACCAAAUGGCAUCCUAUUCCCUACUUUUUGAGUUCUGCGCACAACUUUUGACCAGAGCCCACAGGGAAUAGGGAGGCAUUUGGGGCGUACUUACACUUCCCCAGUGGAAGGAAGUAACAACAUUGAUCCAUCUGAUCCAGCUGCAGGUCCAUCUAGUGAUAUAGUGAAGCGGUGAUGAUGCUGAUCUCAGGUCAGUUCUGCAUUUUCCCCAAUGGUUAGUUUGGAGUGGGGGUGAGUGUAAGCUGAUCCUGGAUCUGCGCCAAGGGGAAACUUCACCAGGAUAUGAUCCAUCCAAUCUGUUAACUACUGCUCACUGGUCCAGCAUCUUUCUGCGUCAGCAGAGUGAGGUUACAAAAAAUCCGGUAACUUUCCAAAAUUCCCAGUUUUUCCAGAAAUCCAGGUUGGAGGUUUCCAGGAUUAUCUGCUUAGUUCCUCCUUAAUUGCAGGAAUAUUCCAACAGGGAUUUCUGGAAAACUCGGAAGGUUUGUAAAAGUUACUGGAAUUUGCAACCCGACAGCAGAAUGGUCAAGCCAGAAUGGAGUAGACUGAGCAGCAUGUAGCAUGUAAAGUGCAUUCGGAAAAUAUUCAGACUCCUUGAUUCCCCCCCCCCCUCCACA
Oncorhynchus tshawytscha (Chinook salmon) is the source of this 2145-nucleotide messenger RNA. Its product is annotated as L-2-hydroxyglutarate dehydrogenase. Bases 160 to 1500 code for a protein of 446 amino acids. The transcript has 10 exons. The record is from RefSeq and is a predicted model, not a curated record. Gene Ontology annotation, molecular function: (S)-2-hydroxy-acid oxidase activity; (S)-2-hydroxyglutarate dehydrogenase activity. NCBI's taxonomy places the organism in Eukaryota, Metazoa, Chordata, Actinopteri, Salmoniformes, Salmonidae.